AUGAUCCAUCCUCCUGAGACCCUGAAAGAAAUUGAGCAGUUGCGUUUGGGAUUAGUCGAGGCACAAGAGCCGCCAAGUACUCAUUCUAAGCCUGAAAGGAUUACCCAAGCACCAUUAAGCACGUUGCUGAAUGUCGACGAGAUCGAAGCUGCAGCCACUAAGGUAAUCAGCAAAAGGGCAUGGGGUUACUACUUUUCCGCUGCCGACGACAAGAUAUCAAAGUAUCUCAAUACCCAAGCCUAUCGCUCAAUUCUGUUUCGACCACGGGUAUUUGUUGACUGCCGCACUUGCGAACUGGGAACCAACCUCCUGGGGCACAAAGUCGGGUUACCGAUCUUCGUCAGUCCAACCGCAAUGGCGCGUCUCGGACACCCCACGGGAGAAACAGGAAUUGCGGAAGGAUGUCGUUCUUUUCGAGCGCUCCAAAUCAUCGCAAACAACUCCUCACUCCCUCCGGAGGAGGUCGUCGCUAACGCGCCCCCAACACAGAUAUUUGGGUGGCAGCUUUAUGUCCAGCUGAACAGAAAAUUGAGCGAAAGUAUGCUCGCGCGUGUUAAUCGACUCGAUCAAAUCAAAUUUGUCGUGUUGACACUCGACGCACCGGUAUCGGGCAAGCGAGAAGACGAUGAGCGGAUCAAUAUCCAAGCCAAUGCAACUGCAAGUGUCAGCACCCAGCUCUUUGCUGGGACGGAUCCAUCGCUCACUUGGGUAGAUACUCUUCAAUGGUUAUCGCAGCAUACUACCAAACCGAUUGUACUCAAAGGAAUCCAGACCCACGAGGACGCAGUCCUUGCCGCUCAGUAUGCGCCUUUUGUGAAAGGGAUUGUGUUAUCCAACCACGGUGGGAGGUCGCUUGAUACAGCGCCUCCUGCUGUACAUACUCUUCUUGAACUUCGAAGAUACUGCCCGGAUGUGUUUGAUAAGGUUGAAGUGUGGGUGGACGGUGGUAUUCGUCGCGGUACAGAUGCUGUCAAGGCGCUAUGUCUUGGGGCCAAGGCUGUUGGGAUAGGAAGGCCGGCUUUUUGGGGUCUCGCUGCUGGUGGGGUCGAGGGGGUUGAGCGAACAUUGCAAAGUUUGUUUUCGUCGAAGAUAUGGAUCAGUAUCGUAUUGCUAACCUGA
Penicillium egyptiacum is the source of this 1119-nucleotide messenger RNA. NCBI's taxonomy places the organism in Eukaryota, Fungi, Ascomycota, Eurotiomycetes, Eurotiales, Aspergillaceae. The record is from the annotation of a GenBank genome assembly.